AUGGAUCGUUUCAGCAAACGAGGCGACCUUUACCACAAGCAUUUCGCGCUAGAUGACAGGCGCAAGAAUCCGUCCAUCCGCCUGUUGGUCAAUCAGUCGGUGGUCGGUCGGUCGGUCGGUCAGUCCAUCACAGCGGUUUUCGAUGACAGACUGAUUCACCGUCUCCCCGGAUAUUCGUCGGACGUGAGUCCAAUAAUCCGUCAGCUUGAAGGAUAA
Molecule: messenger RNA, 216 nt
Organism: Soboliphyme baturini
Lineage: Eukaryota; Metazoa; Nematoda; Enoplea; Dioctophymatida; Soboliphymatidae
Source: the annotation of a GenBank genome assembly